This is a messenger RNA of Camellia sinensis, 3904 nucleotides long. It is a transcript of the gene SOS1, whose product is annotated as sodium proton exchanger, putative (NHX7) (SOS1). Gene Ontology annotation, biological process: proton transmembrane transport; sodium ion import across plasma membrane; potassium ion transmembrane transport. Gene Ontology annotation, molecular function: sodium:proton antiporter activity; potassium:proton antiporter activity. Gene Ontology annotation, cellular component: chloroplast envelope; plasma membrane. The record is from RefSeq and is a predicted model, not a curated record. NCBI's taxonomy places the organism in Eukaryota, Viridiplantae, Streptophyta, Magnoliopsida, Ericales, Theaceae.
UAUUGUAACAAGGAAUUCCUAGUGUUUUUACGCAACUCUCUCUCUCUAUAUAUAUAGAGUGUGGUAGUGUAUUUGUUGGGUACAUGCUACAUACUUACAGGUUGAAGUGAGGUUGAAUUGGUGGUAGUGGAAUUGGAAAUGGGUUCGAUGGAGGAAGGGGCGUUUCCGGUGAAAUUGAAUUCGGCUUCAGAUUCGGAUUCGUCAUGGAAUCCGACGGACGGAGUGAUAUUCUUCGGGAUAAGCAUGGUGAUGGGAAUUGCAUCCAGACAUCUCCUCAGAGGAACCAGAGUCCCUUACACCGUCGCUUUGCUCAUCCUUGGGAUCGCCCUCGGAUCUUUAGAAUACGGAACACAUCAUCAGCUGGGAAGGAUUGGGGAUGGCAUUCGUCUUUGGGCAAAUAUUGAUCCUAAUCUUCUAUUGGCUAUUUUUCUUCCUGCGCUUCUUUUUGAGAGUUCAUUUGCGAUGGAAGUGCACCAAAUAAAGAGAUGUAUGGCACAAAUGAUUCUACUUGCCGGGCCUGGAGUUCUCAUUUCUACCUUCUGUCUUGGCGCUGCUUUAAAGCUUACUUUUCCAUAUCAAUGGAGUUGGAAAAUGUCUUUGUUGCUUGGGGGACUUCUUAGUGCUACUGAUCCUGUGGCUGUUGUAGCUCUGUUGAAAGAACUUGGUGCAAGCAAAAAACUGAGUACUAUAAUAGAAGGAGAAUCCUUGAUGAAUGAUGGGACGGCAAUAGUGGUCUAUCAACUAUUCUAUCGGAUGGUCCUUGGGCAGAGCUUUAAUGUGGGCUCUGUCCUAAAAUUUCUAACCCAAGUUUCUCUUGGAGCUGUAGGCAUUGGUCUAGCUUUUGGAAUAGCCUCUGUUUUGUGGCUUGGAUUUAUUUUCAAUGACACUGUGAUAGAGAUUGCGUUGACACUUACCGUGAGCUACAUUGCUUACUUCACUGCUCAAGAGGGAGCUGAUGUUUCUGGUGUUUUGGCAGUGAUGACUUUGGGGAUGUUCUAUGCUGCAGUUGCUAGGACUGCCUUUAAGAGUGACGGACAACAAAGCUUGCAUCAUUUUUGGGACAUGGUUUCUUAUAUUGCUAAUACUCUGAUUUUCAUCUUAAGCGGAGUUUUUAUAGCCGAAGGUGUGAUCAGAACGGACCAUAUUUUCGAAGGCCACGGAAAUUCAUGGGGCUACCUCAUUCUCCUCUAUGUUUUUGUCCAAGUGUCUCGGAUGAUUGUUGUUGGGGUAUUGUAUCCCUCUCUGCGGUUCUUUGGGUAUGGUCUGGACUGGAAGGAAGCAAUUAUUCUUGUAUGGUCGGGUUUGCGAGGUGCUGUGGCAUUGGCACUUUCAUUGUCAGUUAAGCAAUCUAGUGGAAACUCAUACAUCGAUUCUGAAACAGGAACUCUGUUUGUUUUUUUCACUGGUGGAAUCGUAUUUCUAACGCUUAUUGUGAACGGAUCAACCACCCAGUUUAUUUUACAUUUUCUAAAUAUGGAUAAGCUGUCCGCACCAAAGAGACGCAUAUUGGACUACACAAAAUACGAAAUGUUGAACACAGCUCUCAAAGCAUUUGGUGAUCUAGGAGAUGAUGAAGAACUAGGACCUGUUGACUGGCCUACUGUUAAAAGACACAUUAAAAGCUUAAAAGAUGUGGAAGGAGAAUGUGUGCACCCUCAUACUGUAUCUGAAAAUGAUAAUAAUUUGGACUCUAUGAACUUAAAGGAUAUACGGAUACGCUUUUUGAACGGUGUUCAAGCUGCUUAUUGGGAAAUGCUUGAUGAGGGAAGGAUCACGCAAACUAUUGCAAAUACCUUGAUGCAAUCUGUGGAUGAAGCAAUUGACUUGGUAUCUCAUGGGUCCUUGUGUGACUGGAAAGGUUUAAAAGCACAGGUGCAUUUCCCAAAUUAUUACAAGUUUCUUCAAACAAGCAUUUGUCCACCAAAACUGGUUACAUAUUUCACUGUGGAAAGGUUGGAAUCUGCCUGUUGCAUUUCUGCUGCAUUUCUCCGGGCCCAUAGAAUCGCGCGACGGCAACUACAUGACUUCAUUUGUGAUAGUGACAUUGCAACUAAUGUCAUCAAAGAAAGUGAAGCUGAAGGAGAGGAAGCAAGAAAAUUCUUGGAAGAAGUUCGUGCUACAUUUCCUCAGGUUCUUCAUUCUGUGAAAACGAGGCAAGUAACAUAUUGUGUGCUUAAUCAAUUAAUUGAUUAUGUCAAAAAUCUUGAGAAGAUUGGGUUGUUGGAAGAAAAAGAGACGAUUCAUCUUCAUGAUGCUGUCCAGAAUGAUUUGAAAAGGUUACUAAGGAACCCUCCUUUAGAGAAGAUUCCAAGCAGUGUCCAUCGUUUCCUGGUAGAGCUUCCUUCUUCUGUCAGUGAGCAACUUGCAGAUUCUCCCAAAGAGAUAAUGAAACUACGUGGUGUGACGCUAUUUAAGGAGGGUUCAAGGCCAGACGGUAUUUGGCUCAUUUUGAAUGGAGUGGUGAAGUGGACGAGUAAGAGCAUAAAAAAUAAGCACUCAUUACAUCCAACAUUUACCCAUGGAAGUACUCUUGGCCUGUAUGAAGUGCUGAUUGGCAAGCCAUGCGUAUGUGACAUGAUCACAGAUUCUAUGGUACUGUGUUACUUCAUUGAAGCUGAAAAGAUACGUACAGUGCUCAAAUCUAAUCCAGCAGCAGAGGAUAUCUUUUGGCAGGAAAGUGCAACUAUUCUUGCCAAACUCCUACUUCCUCAAAUUUUUGAGAAAAUGGCCAUGCAAGACUUGAGAACCCUUGUUGCAGAAAGGUCAAUAAUGAGUAUACGCUUACGGGGAGAAACUAUAGAAAUACCUCAACAUUCCAUUGGCCUUCUAUUAGAAGGAUUCGUAAAAACACAAGUUAUCCAAGAAGAAUUGAUUACGUCUCCUGCAGCACUACUGCCUUCAUAUGGGGACCUAAACUUCCUAGGAUCAGAAACAUCAGCUACUAGGCAAGCCAGUUUUUCUCAUCAAGCAUCCUGGUAUCACUUUGAAUCGAGUGCAAGAAUAAUAAUAUUUGACAUCGCUGCAUUUGAAGCCCAUAGGACUCUCCAGAGAAGGUCAUCUUCAGUGGUGUCACGUUCAGUUGAUCACCCUUCUAGAUCCCUAAGUCGAGAACAUUGUGGUCUUAUGAGUUGGCCUGAGCAUUUCUUCAAUCCAAGGCAACAAGCAAACAUGUCUGCUAGGGCAUUGCAGCUGAACAAAUUUGAAAGAAUGGUCAAUAAAGCCCAAUCACCUGUGAGAAUUUUGCCUGUUAGUCAAGCGAAAUCAUCCCAUAGCCUUUCAUAUCCAGCAGUUCCAUCAAGUCUUGGGAAAGUGCUUGUUUCUGUGAGAUCAGAAGGGUCCACUACUGUGAGAAAUCACAACCGUGAAUUCAAAAAGGUCACAGAACAAAAUCCGGAAACUCCACUUCGAAGUUCAAACACACAAAGGAGUCCGGUAAUAGAUGAUGACUCUAGCGAUGAGUCUGGUGCAGAAGACGAAUUGAUCGUGAGAAUUGAUUCACCAAGUAGGCUUUCCUUUCGCCAGCCUUCUUGAUUGUUCUUUUUAUCUGGAUUAUCACAAUUGUAAAUUAAUUUUUAGAUUUUCAUUUGAAAAUAUGAAGUACUUUUAAAUGGCUGUGUAAUAUAUAGAAGAAAUUUCGACUAAAUAAGAAUGUACCUGAUGAACUACAAGGAAGAUUGGCCUAGUAAUGGAGAGAGGGUUACAUGCCGGAUACAUUUUAAAAUUAGUCAAUUUUUUGUAUUUCAAUACCAAAUUGUAUCAUCAAACCAGACGUAACCUUUUGUGCCUUACUCAAAUGGGAUUGUCAGUGUGCUCUUUUAAAGUCUAUGAGUGAUGCUACAUCCCCAAUUUUGGAGUCUCCGGAUUUUAUAAAAUUAUACUAAAAUAAAAAAGUAAUUAUACUAAA